GUAGCAGCCAAACUCAAACUGUCAUUGUGUGUGAGGGAAAAUGUCCUAAACAUGAAGAACGGAGGACAUCCAGAGAGGACGAUCUUGUGAUAGACUGCAGUCACACGGAUUUUAUUGUUUGUCACGUCUGAUUCGUGUGUGUGUGUGUGUGUGUGUGUGUGUGUGUGUGUGUGAGAGAGAGAGACGCGACUUCACGGAUCUGCGCGUCUGUGGUGACAGAAGAGGGAUUCUUCAGAACAUCAUGAGGCUGUGAGCUCACUGUGGAAUCAGUCAUGGCAGAAUCCGACAUAGACAAAUCUCACCUGCCCGGUGUUUGUGAUGUGUGCCAGUGUUUCUCCGUGUUGGAGGACGGUGCGUUGGCUCACAGUCUUCAAGAGCAGGAAAUUGAGCAGUUCUACAGCACCAACAUCCAGAAGAACCAGGCGGUGCAGAGCGACGUUCGUUUGGCCCGGAGGCUGCAGGAGGAAGAGGAGCAACGAGCGAACCUCCGCCAGGACCUUCAGCAGCUAGAGGAGGAGGACUGCAGAUAUGCUCAGAUGAUCCAGGAGGAGCUCCAAAGGUGUACGGAGGAGACCAGGAGGCGAGAGAUAGAGGACGAGGAAAUCGCCAAACAGCUACAGGAAGAAGAAGAAAUGGAAAUGAGACGGCAGAGAGUUGCUGCCGGUUACAGUGACAAUGACUGCGUUUCUCCACUCUGUGAAGGUUUGGAAGUCUGGGAGCAGGUGCUUCAGGACGCCGAGCUGGCUCGUAGACUUCAGGAGGAAGAGGAUAUGCUGCCUCACAGAGAACAGUUUCCUCAGAGCUCCGGAUCAGAGGUGGAUUUCAUUGCGGCUCAAGUAGCCCAAGAUGAGGAGAUCGCCCACUACAUGCAGCGCCAUCAGAGAAGAGUCAAAAACCGGCCACAAGACCUAGAGAUCCAGACCAGACCUGCUGAACCAAGAGAGGAAGGAAAUACCACAACCAGGAAGUCUCUUCAGAUGUUGCGCGAGAGGCUGAACUCAGAUGGCCUGCACUCACCUGUGGAAGAGGAAGACUAUAGCCAUCAGCCUAUUGAAAGCCAUCUAGCAAGCCCAUCGUGCACUGCACUUCGAAACCAACACAUACACAACAUUGCAGAAGAACUGGACCCAACGUUCAAGGCUAGGAAGCGCGAGAGCCACAUUACUACAAGCCCUCAACCAGGUCUAUGUUUGGCCCCUCGUAACCCCCACAGUAUCUUUUAUGACUAUUUACCAGAAGCCACCUUCAUACCACCAACUAAAAGGCAGAGCGACAAAGCAGGACGCCACAAAGCCAAAGACAAGAAAGAGAACUGCAAACAGCAGUGAUCACGUGACUAACAUAGUCAUCUGAGUGUCUAAACAAGUGUUAUAGAAUCCAUUUUAUGGACACAGAUUAAACUGAGUAACAAUUCAUGGUUUCAUCAUGUUGUUGUAUGGCAUGACAAAACAUGACGGCCACAAGGGAGAUAACAUAAUUUAAGAAAAGCACUUCUAAAUUAAAUACACAAAGGCAAGUUCCUUCAUUAUGCUAUUUAAAACCUCGAAAGGCAGGGUGGGUGAUUUCAGAGAGGCUAGCAAAUCACUUUCCAAAGCCAAGCCUUCUCAAAAAACACAUGAUGCGAUGAGAGAUGAUAUUUGUGGAGGGUUCGAUGCAAUGAUGAUAAGAAUGUGAUUGGAAGAACUUUUUAUGCUCUACAGACAAUAUAAGUACCUAUAAAUAAGUGCUGUCAAACGAUUAAUCACAAUUAACUGCAUCCAAAAUAAAGGUUUUGGUUUACAUAUAUAUAUAUAUAUAUAUAUAUAUAUAUAUAUAUAUAUAUAU
Molecule: messenger RNA, 1824 nt
Organism: Puntigrus tetrazona (Sumatra barb)
Lineage: Eukaryota; Metazoa; Chordata; Actinopteri; Cypriniformes; Cyprinidae
Gene: ccdc50b
Product: coiled-coil domain containing 50b
Exons: 12
Coding region: 273-1328 (351 amino acids)
Source: RefSeq, a predicted model, not a curated record